Molecule: messenger RNA, 8330 nt
Organism: Suncus etruscus (white-toothed pygmy shrew)
Lineage: Eukaryota; Metazoa; Chordata; Mammalia; Eulipotyphla; Soricidae
Gene: JMJD1C
Product: jumonji domain containing 1C
Exons: 26
Coding region: 446-7522 (2358 amino acids)
Biological process (GO): regulation of transcription by RNA polymerase II
Cellular component (GO): chromatin; histone deacetylase complex
Molecular function (GO): histone H3K9 demethylase activity; transcription coregulator activity; chromatin DNA binding
Source: RefSeq, a predicted model, not a curated record
GCAGCGCAGCGGCAGCGGCGGCGGCGGCGGAGCUCGGCCGAGGAGCCUCGCGGCGCCCCGGAGCAGGGUAUAUGUGGAAUUUGAUGAUCUUGACUGGGAUAAACGAGAGUGGGUCAAAGUGUAUGAAGAUUUUUCAGCCUUCCUGGUGGAAUACCGCUUAAUCUGGGCCAAAAGGAACAACCCUAGACAUACUCAGGGAUCAAAGAGCAAACAGACCCAGUGGCCUGCAUUGACUUUCAAACCCCUAGUUGAGAAAAGUAUACCCAGUUCAAUCACUGCAGUAGAAUUCCUUGUAGAUAAACAAUUGGAUUUUUUAUCUGAAGAUAGUGCCUUUCAGCCCUACCAGGACGACCUAGACAGCCUAAACCCAGUUCUCAGGGACAACCCACAACUUCGGGAGGAAGUGAAAGUCUGGGUAAAGCAGCAGAAGGUUCAGGAGAUUUUUAUGCAAGGUCCUUAUUCCUUAAAUGGCUACAGAGUAAGAGUGUAUAGACAGGAUUCCGCCACCCAGUGGUUUACUGGCAUAAUCACUCAACAUGACCUCUUCACUCGCACCAUGAUCGUUAUGAAUGAUCAGGUACUAGAACCACAGAAUGUCGAUCCUUCUAUGGUUCAAAUGACCUUUCUAGAUGAUGUUGUUCACUCUCUGUUAAAAGGUGAAAAUAUUGGCAUUACAUCACGACGGAGGUCUCGUGCCUGUCAAAAUAGUAACACUGUUCACGGUCAUUAUACGCGUGCCCAAGCAAACAGUCCGAGACCAGCAAUGAACUCCCAAGCUGCUGUACCAAAACAGAAUGCACACCAGCAGCCAAGAAAUGCACGCCCGAAUAAGAGGAAGGGCUCAGAUAGCAGUAUACCAGAUGAAGAGAAAGUGAAGGAGGAGAAGCAUGAUUAUAUAGGAAGAGGAGAAAAUCCUAAAGGUAAAAAUAAGCCAUUGAUGAGCAAAAGACGGAAACUUCCCGAGGAGGAUGAGAAGAAACUAAAUAUGAAGAGACUGCGCACUGACACUGUUUCAGACUUUUCUGAGAGCAGCGAUUCAGAAAACUCAAAUAAGAGGGUACUAAAUAAUUCCUCAGAACAGAAGCUAGAGAACGAGUUAAAAACGAAAAACAUUUCAAAGGUGAACGGCGAAGGGAAAUCGCAGACUCAUGAAAAGAUGGGAGAGGAGACACUGAUGGACCACCAGACUUCUUGGGAUCAAGGGCAGGAGGAUAAAAAGCUUGAGGAAGAAAAGCAAAAGUGUGCUGACUCUCAGCUUCAGGAAAAACUCAUGACUCAUUCAUCAGAGCAGUCAGCACUUCCCGAGCAUAACCGGAAUGAUUUACUUCUCCAGGAUUACAAUACUGAUAAAACACAUGCAGCGGAAUUACCACCAAAGGAGAAAUUUGUGUCCAGACCACCUACCCCAAAAUGCGUUAUUGAUAUUACAAGUGACACGAAUGCAGAAAAGGUAGUUCCGGAAAAUGCAAGUUCCUUUGGCCUUCCGGCAGUUCAAAGAAUGGAUCCUAAUGUGAGUGAUUCAAAAUAUUCCCUUGUGAAUGCAAAAUACCUGGAAACCUCCAAACAAGAUUCCGACCCACGGUGGGUCGGUGACAUGGCUAAAGUGGAUUUAACCCAACCGAGUGUCCGGAAUACUUCAGGAAACGAUCAUCUGAAUAUGGAAAAAGAGAAAAACCAGUACGUCCCUUACAUGUCUGUCAGUGGAGUGUCUGGCACAGAAGAUAAACUUCCUAAGCGAAGUCCCCCCCCAGAGACAGUCAAACCCAAGCUUAGCGCUUCGGUGGAUGUGCACAAAGCUAAAUCCAACCCCUCUCCUGAGGUGGUCAAAGCUAAAGUUGCCCAUUCUCCCGAUUCUGUGAAGACGAAGGCCGCUUACGUCAACAACCAAGCUGCCGGUGAGAGAAGACUGGCCAGCAAGAUCGAGCACGAGCUCACCAGAUGCAGCUUCCACCCAGUUUCUUCUCGAGGCAGCGCGCUGGAAUCCACCAAGAGUCCCCUCAUCAUCGAUAAAAACGAGCAUUUCACUGUUUACAGGGAUCCUGCGCUUAUCGGGUCAGACACGGGAGCGAGCCCCAUUUCCCCUUUCUUAAGCCAGCACCCCUUCCCUCUGCAUUCUUCAUCGCACCGAGCCUGUCUCAACCCAGGGACUCAUCAUCCUGCCUUAACCCCCGCCCCGCACCUGUUGGCCGGCUCGUCCGGCCAGACGCCGUUGCCGGCCAUGAACGCGCACCCGCUGACCAGCGGCCCGCACCACUCUGUCCAUCACCCCCACCUGCUGCCAGCUGUGCUGCCUGGAGUGCCCCCCGCCUCCCUGCUGGGCCACUCGCGGCUAGAGACCGCCCACGCCAGCAGCCUGAGCCACUUGGCGCUGGCCCACCAGCAGCAGCAACAGUUGCUGCAGCAUCAGUCGCCUCAUCUUCUUGGACAAGCUCACCCGUCCGCGUCAUACGGUCAGUUGGGGCUCUACCCGAUUAUUUGGCAAUAUCCGAAUGGAACGCACGCGUACUCAGGGCUUGGUCUCCCGUCCUCCAAGUGGGUUCACCCAGAAAACGCAGUGAAUGCCGAAUCUUCGUUGAGGAGGAACUCUCCCAGUCCUUGGUUGCAUCAACCCACUCCUGUGACCUCCACGGAUGGGAUUGGAUUACUUACUCACAUUCCUGUUAGACCUUCCAGUGCAGAACCUCAUCGGCCGCUGAAAAUGGCAGCACAUUCCAGUCCACCAUUGACAAAAAGUCUGAUAGAUCAUCAUAAAGAAGAAUUGGAAAGGAAAGCCUUCAUUGACCCGUUACGCUCUGUUCCACCCGCAUCAACAAAAAGUGACCUGGACCUAAACAGGUCACAGACUGGGAAAGAUGGUCAUUUGCAUCGGCAUUUUGUGGAUCCUCUGUUGAAUCCAUUGCAAAGGCCACCGCAGGAGACCGGAGAGAGGUUAAACAAGUAUAAGGAGGAGCAUCGGAGAGUUCUUCAAGAAAGCAUCGACGUUGCUCCCUUCACAACUAAGAUAAAGGGGCUUGAGGGUGGUGAACGAGAGAAUUAUUCCAGAGUAAUCUCAUCAUCUUCAAGCCCUAAAAGCCAUAUCAUCAAGCAGGACAAGGAUGUCGAAUGCUCCGUCUCAGAUCUUUAUCAAAUGAAGCAUUCAGUGCCUCAAAGUUUGCCCCAAAGUAACUACUUCACGACACUGUCCAACAGUGUAGUCAAUGAACCGCCCAGGUCGUAUCCAUCCAAAGAGGUUUCAAGUAUUUACAGUGAAAAACAGAGUGGUGCCCUCACAGCCGUGACUAAUCCUCAGGCUCACACUUCGUUUAUAUCCUCUCUUUCCAAGCCUCCGCCUCUGAUCAAGCACCUACCAGAAGGGGAAGGCCUGGUAGGCAAGGUACCCGAGCAUCUCCCCCACCCGAUCGCGUCGCACUCGGUGACGACCUUCAGGAACGAUUGUAGGAGCCCAACUCACCUGACGGUUUCGUCUACCAAUCCGCUCCGGAGCAUGCCUGCUUUGCACAGAGCACCGGUUUUUCACCCCCCGAUUCAUCACAGCCUGGAAAGGAAGGAGAGCAGCUACGGUAGUAGUCUUUCGCCUCCAACUCUAACUCCAGUGAUGCCUGUAAAUGCUGGUGGGAAAGUGCCGGAAUCGCAGAAGCCUCCGACUCUGAUUCCUGAGCCAAAAGACUCUCAGGCAAACUUCAAGAGUUCUUCGGAACAGAGUUUGCCAGAAAUGUGGAAGGCUAAUAAUAACCUCACUAAAGAAAAGUCUGAGUGGCACGGGGAUAAAAGCAGUGGCAAGUCACAGGCUGCGACGGCAUCUGUCAUUGUCCGUCCCCCCUCUCGUACCAAACUGGAGAGCGGGCCAGCGAUGCCCGUGCCGUCAGCUUCCAAAGAUCGACUCGGGGAAAGGUCUGCCACGGGGGCGAAUCCAACAGAUUGCCUCAAACUAGCAGAAACCGGAGAGACGGGAAGGAUCCUCCUGCCAAGCGCAGAGGCAGACAGUGCUCCCGUAAAACCCGAGAAAAGCUUUCAGGCUGUCUCCCAGGGCAGUGUUCCCAGUUCAGUCAUGUCUUCUGUAAAUACUGUGUGUAAUACCAAAACGGAUGUAUUCACAUCUGCUGCCGCUACCACCAGUGUUUGCAGCUGGGGUAGCUCAGAAAUAAUUUACUCUUUAUCAAAUACCAUUUUGGCCUCUAAAUCCUCCGAAUGUACCUCUUCGAAAAGUGUCAGUCAGUCGGUGGCUCCAGCCCAAGAAAGCAGGGGCAACACCCCAGCUCCAGCUCCGGCGGCACCAGCCAGUAGCAAGACAGGCAGCGCCGUCCCGCCCAGCUCUGGGUUCUCGAGCACAAGUGAUUUUAUCCAUUUAAAGAAGCACAAGGCAGCUUUGGCUGCCGCGCAGUAUAAGAGUAGUAAUGUCAGUGAGAACGAGCCCAACGCUGUGAAAAGUCAGACCUCUUCAGUCUCUCUGCUCUCGGAUAGCCCUGGCGUCUGUAGUCCGAUAAACAAAGCAAGCUCUGUAGGAAACGGGCAGGCCUCCCAGACAAAUCAGCCAAACUACCACACUAAGCUGAAAAAGGCCUGGCUUACUCGACAUUCGGAAGAAGAUAAAAACACUCACAAAGUGGAAAAUUCAGGGAAUUCUGUGUCAGAAAUCAUUAAGCCAUGUUCCGUCAACUUAAUAGCCUCGACGUCUAAUGACAUCCAAAACAGUGUCGACAGUAAGAUGCUGGUCGAUAAAUAUCUAAAGGAUGAUAAAGUCAGCAGGAGAAAAAACAAAAGGACUUACGAUUCGGGCUCCGAGAGCGGAGACUCGGACGAAAGUGAAAGUAAGUCCGAGCAAAGGACUAAAAGGCAGCCGAAGCCGACUUACAAAAAGAAGCAGAACGACCUGCAGAGGAGAAAGGGCGAGGUGGAGGAAGAUGUAAAACCCAAUGGCGUGCUCAUCAGGAGUGCCAAAGAAAAGAGUAAAUUGAAAUUGCAGAGCAACAGCAACAGUGCUGGCAUUCCUCGUUCAGUAUUAAAAGACUGGCGGAAAGUCAAGAAACUGAAGCAAACCGGGGAGUCCUUUUUACAGGAUGACUCUUGCUGCGAGAUAGGGCCUAAUUUACAGAAGUGCAGAGAAUGUCGACUCAUUCGGAGUAAGAAAGGAGAGGAGCCAACACACUCGCCAGUAUUUUGUAGGUUCUACUACUUUAGAAGAUUGUCCUUUAGUAAAAACGGAGUGGUUAGGAUCGAUGGCUUUUCUUCGCCUGACCAAUAUGAUGAUGAAGCUAUGAGUUUGUGGGCACAUGACAAUUAUGAUGACGAUGAGCUUGACAUAGAAACUUCAAAAUACAUCUUGGAUAUAAUAGGCGACAAGUUCUGUCAGUUAGUAACAUCUGAAAAAACAGCUUUGUCCUGGGUGAAAAAGGAUGCCAAAAUUGCUUGGAAAAGAGCAGUGAGAGGAGUUCGGGAAAUGUGUGAUGCGUGUGAAGCAACGCUGUUCAACAUCCACUGGGUUUGCCAAAAAUGCGGAUUUGUGGUCUGCCUGGAUUGUUACAAGGCAAAGGAAAGGAAGAGUUCUCGAGAUAAAGAACUUUAUGCCUGGAUGAAGUGUGUGAAGGGGCAGCCUCAUGAUCACAAACAUUUAAUGCCAACUCAGAUCAUACCCGGUUCUGUUUUAACAGAUCUUCUAGAUGCAAUGCACGUGCUUAGAGAAAAACUUGGAAUUAAAUCCCAUUGUCAUUGUUCUAACAAACAGAAUAUGCCAGCUGGAAACUUUCCUGCAAUGAACGGCGUCUCACAAGUUUUGCAGAAUGUUCUUAAUCACAGUAAUAAAAUUUCUCUGUGCAUGCCUGAGUCUCAGCAGCAAAAUCCACCUCAGAAGUCUGAGAGUAACGGCGGCAGCAGCCCGGCCAGUGACGCCAGCACAGAGAGCAAGCGGACUCCUCCGGAAUCUCAUUCACCUCUGCACUGGCUAGCAGACCUGGCGGCGCAGAAGGCCAGAGAGGAAAAAAAAGAAAACAAAGAAUUUGUCCUUGAAAAUCAAAUUAAAGAAGAGCGAGAACCAGACAGUCCGGAUUCUCCAAGUAGCAGAAAUUCACCCACGAUGGCCCAGAAUAACGAGCAAGGCUCCACGUUGCGUGAUUUGCUGACCACGACCGCUGGCAAGCUGCGUGUGGGCUCGACGGAUGCCGGCAUUGCUUUCGCCCCAGUGUACUCGAUGGGACCACCAAGUGGUAAAAGUGGAAGAACUAUGCCCAAUAUUCUUGAUGAUAUUAUUGCUUCAGUUGUUGAAAACAAAAUUCCACCAAAUAAAGUUGCUAAGAUGAAUUCAAAGUCGGAGAAAGAGGAGCCAACGGAAAGAAAACCCGUCGUGGAUGAAAACCAUAAAUUGCACAGCGACAUACCACACUCUUGGGUCUGUGAGGACCACAUUCUGUGGCUCAAGGAUCAUAAGAACAGCAAUAAUUGGAAGCUUUUCAGAGAGUGCUGGAAACACGGACAGCCUGCAGUGGUUUCAGGCUUGCAUAAGAAAAUGAACAGCAACUUGUGGAAGGCGGAAUCGAUAAGUCUUGAUUUUGGCGACAACCAAGCUGAUCUUCUCAACUGUAAGGACAGCAUCGUUUCCAACGGCAGUGCCAAGGAGUUCUGGGAUGGCUUUGAAGAAGUUUCAAAACGGCAAAAAAUGAAAACUGGAGAAACAGUUGUUUUAAAAUUGAAAGAUUGUCCUUCUGGAGAAGACUUCAAGACUAUGAUGCCAGCAAGAUACGAUGAUCUCUUAAAAAGUUUGCCGCUGCCAGAAUAUUGUAAUCCAGAAGGAAAGUUCAAUUUGGCCUCCCACUUGCCAGGAUUUUUUGUGCGCCCUGAUCUCGGACCCAGGUUGUGCAGUGCUUACGGUGUAGUUGCUGCCAAAGAUCAUGACAUAGGAACAACAAAUCUCCACGUUGAAGUUUCCGAUGUUGUAAAUAUUCUAGUUUAUGUUGGCAUAGCAAAAGGAAAUGGCAUUCUCUCAAAAGCAGGAAUCCUGAAGAAAUUUGAAGAAGAAGAUUUAGAUGAUGUUUUCAGGAAGCGAUUGAAGGACUCGAGUGAAGUGCCUGGUGCUCUCUGGCAUAUUUUUGCUGGGAAAGACAUCGACAAGAUCAGAGAAUUCCUUCAAAAGGUUUCAAAAGAGCAAGGUCUUGAAGUUCUCCCGGAGCAUGAUCCCAUACGUGACCAGAGUUGGUACGUGAACCGAAAGCUUCGCCAGAGGCUGCUUGAGGAAUAUGGAGUCAAAACCUGGACUCUUAUCCAGUUCCUCGGUGAUGCCAUCGUCCUGCCGGCAGGAGCGCUUCAUCAGGUACAGAAUUUUCAUAGCUGCAUUCAGGUAACGGAAGACUUCGUGUCUCCAGAACAUCUUGUGCAGUCGUUUCAUCUAACGCAGGAAUUGAGGCUUCUAAAGGAAGAAAUCAAUUAUGAUGACAAACUGCAGGUUAAAAACAUCUUGUAUCAUGCGGUCAAGGAAAUGGUCAGAGCUCUGAAGGUCCAUGAAGAGGAACUCGAGGACAUGGAAGACAACUAGGUGCGGUCCGGUUCAAGUUCCCGAACUUGAAUUCGCCUCGGAAUGACAUGUGUGCGCGAGGACUUCAGCCGAACUCCUAAAACCACCGGUGCCAAGCAACUCAGCUCUCUGUAGUAAUGGCUCGUCGUGACACCGCAGCAGUAUAGCAUAUGACACAGUUCCUGUGAUUUCCACGUCAGCUCUUCAAACAGGCUAAAAUCGAAAAGCAGCUCCCGGGCUGUUUUGUAUUAUAGUGUGUAUGAUAUUUGUGAAAAUGCCAGAUUUAAAAUGAUGUAUUUAUUUUUAGAAAAAGACAAAAAUCUAUGCUAUAUUGUUGAUCACGUGUAAAUGGGACCUGUACAGUUUACUAAGAAUAACCGAUAUUUUUCACUACAUUGAGACAGUAACUGUGAGACUAGGACACAAACACCAGCCAUCGCCUGCAUUGGGGAAAUCGCUGAAUCGCACAGCUUCAUGUCAUAAUGAGGAGAUUACUGCCAAAUAACUGUAAAAUUUGUAAAAUACAAAGUAUAUAAGUAGAUACUAAAUACAGACACUUCAAUAUUUUGUUGAAGCUAUUGACUGUACAAUUAAACAUUUUCGAAAGGUGUAAUUUAUUUAAAAAUUGUCUCAUUUUCGUAAAAUUUAUGUGAACUUUUAAAGCUAAAUAUUAAUAUGCUAUGUAAAUAUAUACAUAUAUACAUUUAAUGAUGUAUUUUUUUAAAAACAUUGGCUUGCUUUAUUUGUUAAAGUGCAAGUGUUACAUAUGGCUUUGUACAUUAAAGUUGAAAGGGGUUUUACAUUUUCCAUUAAAAGGACUUUAUCAAAA